AUGACAAAGGCCUUAAUCAGCAGUGGGAAUGAAGAGGUGGGGAAAGGAUCCUGUAUUCUCUGGGUGUUCUCUGCAGCCCUCCCGCCCUGCUCCUACAAUGCCAGCAGAGGGAGACCAGCCAUUGGCUCUGUCACAUGGUACCAAGACAAGGUGGCCCCUGCGAAGGAAGUGAAGAACAGAACCCCAUAGUUCAGAGACCGCCUGGUUCCCCUUUCUUUUUCCCAAUUCCUCUGUGACCACCAGGCUGAGCUGCACAUCUAGGACCAAGGCCAAGAUGCUGGCGUCUAUGUGUGCAGGGUGGAGGUGUUGGGCCUGGAUGUUGGCACAGGCAAUAGGACUCAGCUGCUGGCAGAGACAGUAAGGCCUCAUGGGCUAAAGAUAAGCACAGUGUUCCUCCUUCAGGCUGGAUUCUAUGCCUUUGGUUUUCUCUAUGGCAGCACCCUCUCUUACCAGAGCAAAUGUCUGACCUGGACAGGUCCAAGGAGAGAUCUCCCUGCAAUAGGGCCUAGAGGUCCCUCCCAGCAUUAUCUGGAGCUUGUCCCAGCAUUAUCUGGAGUCUUAGCCAGGGAGGCUGAGACUGUGGCUCCUGAGAAAUGGAGAUUAUCAAAUUAA
Molecule: messenger RNA, 612 nt
Organism: Urocitellus parryii (Arctic ground squirrel)
Lineage: Eukaryota; Metazoa; Chordata; Mammalia; Rodentia; Sciuridae
Gene: Ncr3
Product: natural cytotoxicity triggering receptor 3
Biological process (GO): natural killer cell activation; positive regulation of natural killer cell mediated cytotoxicity; immune response-activating cell surface receptor signaling pathway
Source: RefSeq, a predicted model, not a curated record